AUGCUGAGCGGCCGUACAAUAGUAAACUAUGUUAAUUUUAAUCAAACUGGUUCAUGUAUCUCUGUAGGAACGUCCUCUGGUGUAAAAGUAUUUAGUUGCGAUCCAUUUGGUAAAUUUUACAGCGAUGAAUCAGAAACCCUGGGUAAAAAUGGAUAUGGUAUUGUAGAAAUGUUAUUUUCUACUUCUUUAUUAGCAGUUGUAGGGUUAGGGGAAGACAUUUCCUUAUCUCCACGAAGAUUAAGGUUGCUAAAUACCAAAAGGGACACUGUCAUAUGUGAAAUUACUUUUCCAACAAGUAUAUUAUCCAUUAAAAUGAAUAAAUCUAGGCUGGUUAUCUUAUUAACCAGCCAAAUAUAUAUUUAUGACAUCACAAAUAUGAGGUUAUUGCACACCAUAGAAACAUCUUCUCCAAAUCUAGCCGGAUUAAUAGCUGUUUCCCCAAAUUUAGAAAACAAUUAUUUGCUUUAUUCAUCCCCUCCAAAAGUUAUCAAUUCUGAAAUAAAAGACAAUGCCACUACAAACAAUAUAACUUUAUCUAGCGAGGAAAAUGUUGUAAGUAACAGUACUAGUCAAGUUUCUAAGAAAACCAUAACAUCUACCAACAUUAACGUUACGGAAGACUCUGCAGGUAAGAAAAACGGAAAUGAUGCGAGCGUAAAAGAUUUAUCUAACAAUCCAUCAAUCAAAAAAAAUGGGGACAUCAUAAUAUUUGACUUAAAAAAUUUACAACCAAUAAUGGUGAUUGAAGCGCAUAAAGGCGAAAUAGCAGCAUUGACAAUUAGCCAAGAUGGGAAAUAUUUUGCAACUGCGUCCGAAAAGGGGACAAUUAUUAGGGUGUUUUCAGUUGAAAAUGGUAAUAAGAUAUAUCAAUUCAGAAGGGGUACCUAUCCAACAAGAAUACAUUCCUUAAAUUUUAGUGUAGAUAACACUUUUUUAAACGCAACAUCAUCGAGCAGAACGGUGCAUAUAUUCAAAUUGGUAUCUUCAACACCAUCAAUCGAUACAAAUAAAAAUACUUCUGUAUUGUCUUCAUCUUCAAGUGGCAACACUGCUAUAUCAUCUUCGAGCGAGGGAGAGGCAAUUGAUGACGAAAUAUCAGGGAAUGCUAGUGUCUACAGGACUUUGAACCUGCCAGCACAUGAGGAAGAAGAAGAAGAAGAAGAAGAUGAUGAUGAUGAUGAAGAGGAAGAGGAAGAGGAAGAAGAAGAAAAUGCCGAUGAUGACGAUGGGCAGAGGGGAACUCAUGUUGGUAACCAUCAUUUUAAUACUGAGGAGAAUACCAACCAAACGAAUACCGAGCCAAUAGUGGAUUCGUCUAGGAGCACAGUUGCCAGAAUGAUCAGAAAAUCUUCGCAGAAACUAUCGAGGAAAGCUGUGAAAACUCUUGGAGCAUAUUUUCCAACAAUAAAGGUGUCAUCUUUUAUAGAACCAAGCAGACAUUUUGCUAGUUUUAAAAUACCUAUAGUGGCUGUAAACGCAAAAGAAGAUGAUAAUGAAAAUGGUAAUAACAAUAAUGGCAAUAAUCACAAUGUUACUCGUGGAUCCACAAGUAGCACUGCUAAUCAAACUAAUUCUAUGACCGUACCAAGUAAUGUCAACACCUUGAGAUUUGUGGCCGCAUUUGGAACAGAGUAUCUUGAUAUAAAUAUAUCGGAAUACCCGGAAUUAUUACAGGAGUAUAUGAAGAACGAUUUGGACACUGCUACUGCUACGGGUCUAGAAACCAAUGAAAAUAGUCAAAUCAUUAAAAUGUUGCCUAUUCACGUGAUUUCUACAGAAGGAUUCUUGUACACCUACUUUCUAGAUCCUGCCCGUGGCGGAGAUUGUUUAUUAAUCAACCAAUACUCUUUAUUGCAAUAUUAG
Messenger RNA from Saccharomycodes ludwigii, 1863 nucleotides. RefSeq names its product phosphoinositide binding protein ATG18 (gene ATG18). Gene Ontology annotation, cellular component: extrinsic component of membrane; phagophore assembly site membrane; fungal-type vacuole membrane. Lineage: Eukaryota; Fungi; Ascomycota; Saccharomycetes; Saccharomycodales; Saccharomycodaceae. Gene Ontology annotation, molecular function: phosphatidylinositol-3-phosphate binding; phosphatidylinositol-3,5-bisphosphate binding; protein binding. Gene Ontology annotation, biological process: nucleophagy; protein lipidation; protein localization to phagophore assembly site. The transcript has a single exon. The record is from RefSeq and is a predicted model, not a curated record. The coding region runs from base 1 to 1863 and encodes 620 amino acids.